AUGUCUGCAGGCGUCAAGCGAGACCGAGACGGCAACGCGCGCGGCAAGGGGCAGGACCUGCCCCGAGGCAGGUUCCACUCCAUGUUUGAAGUCUUUCGCGACGAGCUGGACGAGCACCACGAUCGGAGGGAGAGAAUCGUCAAGGCAUCCAGGGACGUGACUGCCCAGAGCAAGAAGAUCAUCUUUGCUCUUCAGAGGGUCAAGCACCUCAACCAGGAGCUCCCGCCCCCGACAGCGCAGGACGUCGACACGCGGCUCGCGGAAAUCGCCCGGCUGUUGCAGUCCGUCGCCCCGGACGUCUCGUCCAUCAACCGGUACCGGUACGCGUGGAACCUGCGCUGCCUCGAGGAGCUCGUCGAGGCGCUCUCGCUGAUGCACUACCUGCGGCACCAGCGGCUGCUGACGCCGCAGGAGGCGCAGAGCGCCAUCCCCGACGUGACGCUCACGGCGCACGACUACCUGUACGGCGUGUUCGACCUGUUUGGCGAGCUGAUGCGGUUCGCGACGGUGACGACGGCGCAGCACGGCAGGAUGCUGGGCGGGGGCGGCGACGACGACGGGAGGACCAUCCUCGCCGACAUGCAGGAGCUGGGGUGUGCGUUUGAGCUGCUGCGCGAGGUGCCGACCAAGGAGUACAGGGACAAGAUGGAGGCGGCGAGGCAGAGCGUCGGCAAGGUAGAGAAGCUGGGCUACGGGCUCGCGGUGAGGGGCAGCGAGAGGCCGAGCGGGUGGGUGCCGGAUGUCAAGGACGAGAGGGGGGCCGCGUCGCCUCCGCGAGGGUAG
This is a messenger RNA of Ustilaginoidea virens, 783 nucleotides long. RefSeq lists its product as uncharacterized. Gene Ontology annotation, molecular function: sequence-specific DNA binding; RNA binding; RNA endonuclease activity. The transcript has 3 exons. The record is from RefSeq and is a predicted model, not a curated record. The coding region runs from base 1 to 783 and encodes 260 amino acids. Gene Ontology annotation, cellular component: cytoplasm; nucleus. Lineage: Eukaryota; Fungi; Ascomycota; Sordariomycetes; Hypocreales; Clavicipitaceae.